Macadamia integrifolia is the source of this 1408-nucleotide messenger RNA. Its product is annotated as serine/threonine-protein phosphatase 4 regulatory subunit 2-like. Bases 96 to 902 code for a protein of 268 amino acids. The transcript is spliced from 4 exons. The record is from RefSeq and is a predicted model, not a curated record. Lineage: Eukaryota; Viridiplantae; Streptophyta; Magnoliopsida; Proteales; Proteaceae.
UCUCUCUCAAAAGCCUUAUUUUCUGUGCUUUGAUGGAGUUGAACCAAAAGUUAAAAGUAGCAGGAAAAGAAGAUGGAUUGAUUAGGGCUUAAGUGAUGGUCAAGUCUUCCGCUUCUUCAGAGGAUGAAAAAGAAAUGGCCGAAGAAGAUCGGUUGAAAAGGGCUAACGAAUUCGAGUCAUUUUCUUCUUCGGAUGAUGAAGUCUCCCCUGCCCGAUCAAUUUUCUGUCUCAAGAAGAAUGUCUCAUUGGAAAAGUACGACCAACUGGAGGACUGCUACAUCUUGGAAUUUGAUCCAUUUGAAAAGCUUUCCCUCAAGGAUGAUGAUGAUGAUGAUGAUUACGAUGAUGAUGAAGAAGAAAAAGAAGAAGAACCCUCUGUCACGGUUCAUCGAAGCCAGGUGCGCAAACCUCAAACCUCAAAACACUUAAUUGAUUGUGUGGUCAAAGAGGAGAUCGGUUCAGCCCCUUCCUCAGAGGAUGAAGAUUCCUCUAUCGGCUCAAUUUUCUGUCUGAAGAAGAAUGUCUCCACCAAAGAGUUCGACGAAGUGGAGGACUGUUACAUUUUGGAAUUCGAUCCAUUUGAAUCCAUUGAUCUAUCUGGCAAGCUCUCCCUCAAGGAUGAUGAUGAUGAUGCUGAAGUAGAGCUCUCUGUCAUAGCUCAACGAGGAAAGGUGGCUUGUGUAGAUUUUCCCCAUUCAAGGCAUCUCUGUGCGAAAUUUCCCUUCUACAAAACUCCUCAUGAGGAUUACUGUGAACAGUGCUACUGUUAUGUAUGUGAUUCAGCUGCCCCUUGCAAAUACUGGAAGAGUCCAGGAGGACAUUGUAAUGCAACAGACCAUGAUGAGUGGUGGGAGAACCUGAGAAGACAGAAUGUACCAGCGCCCGCUUUCAUACCGAACUGAAGCAACUGUUUCAUCUUAGCUCUUUACAUAUAUAUAUAUAUAUAUAUAUAUCUCCAUGACUUGUAUGGUUGGUGCUACUUUACGUAUUUGAUUCAAUUGCCACUUACAAAUCCUGGAACAAACCAGGAGGACAUUGUGGUGCCACAAAGCAUGAUAAGUUGUUGAAGAAUCUGAGGAGAAAGAAGAAGCCAGCGCCGCGACCAACCAGUAGAGACCUCGAGGUCUUGACACACUUUUCUUCUAUAAGUUCAGGUCACCAGAAGCGCCUUCCUUUCCUUGUUAAGCUUGGCCUUUGCAAUGGUGGGUAGUGGUAGGAUUUUGUGUAAGAUCGUCGGUGUUCGUUCCAAAGAUUUAAGUGAACACAUGAAUAGAUCCGUGGAGAUAAUUUUGUGUAGAUGAAAGUAUGUAGAUAAAUAUUUGAAGGAUGAUGGGAUUUUGCAACAUUGGAUUUUGCAACAUUGAAAUGUUGGAAUCAGACCUGAUUGCAGAUAUUCUUUGACAGGAAA